CUGAUCGAGAAUGGCUCUGCAGCCACUUGAUGGCUGUGUGUCUGUUUCGUGGAUUCGGAACCACCCAGGACCAGACGAAAGCAGCCGGUAUCUUUGAGCAGCUCGCCAGCGAAGGUCACAGCGACAGCCAGGUGUGGAUCGGAUACUGCCACUAUGGCUGGGGAGUAUCGCAGGAUCCUUCGAAGACAUUCGAGUGGUUCAGAAAAUCGGCUAGUCGGGGCAAUUCAAAUGGACAGUGGAUGAUUGGCCAGUGCUACUAUUAUGGAUAUGGAGUCGCCAAGGAUUAUACAAAGGCAGUCGAGUGGUAUCGCAAGUCGGCCGAGCAGAGCAAUCGGAUCGGACAGGAUAAUCUUGGUACCUGCUAUCAAAAUGGGUAUGGUGUCCCCAAGAGCAUCGACACCGCCAUCUUCUGGUAUCGCAAGUCCGCCGAGAAUGGAUAUAAUCCGGCCAUCAACAGACUCAGGUAUCUCGGCAAGUGGCCUUGAUCCUCGAGUUCCGCCCGAGUGCCACUCUCCAUGAUCAAGCCGCAAGACUGAACACAUGCAAGCAGCCAGCAUACUGCACCCCACACCCAUCGCAAGUGAUGUCGCUCGACGCCAGCCAAUUUGGCAUCCCGCAACCUCGAGGAGAUCCUACAUUCAGGCACAGGUGGCCUGGCCGAGUGGAUCUCCGAGUGGAUCU
This is a messenger RNA of Polychytrium aggregatum, 681 nucleotides long. RefSeq lists its product as uncharacterized. Gene Ontology annotation, molecular function: protein binding. The record is from RefSeq and is a predicted model, not a curated record. Lineage: Eukaryota; Fungi; Chytridiomycota; Chytridiomycetes; Polychytriales. The coding region runs from base 30 to 485 and encodes 151 amino acids. The transcript has a single exon.